AUGACUCCAUGCAACCGAGUAUUUCUGUCUAAGCUUCUGAAAUUCACCGUCGGCACUGAUUGUGAAGAAGUUUUCAUUCACAGUAAUAUACUUAAAUCACAUUCGACGCCCUGGUUCAACAGCGAUAGCGGUAGUGUUGCUGGUGAUGACCCUAUUAUAAUCAAGAACACGGAUAGGCAUAUAUUUAGUUUCGUCUGUCAGUACUUGUACACUGGAGACUACUCUAUUACACUUCCCGGCGACACUCCACCUCCUGGCCUGGCUUCUGGUGGACAAGAUAAGGCGGAGCAGGCGGAUGUACUCGUUCUCGAAAGAAGCCUCUUUCGAGACACAGAGACGGUGGAACAAUACGCGGACUACCUUGUGCGGCGGAUUCAGCCACGGCCAUCUGAGGGGUUGCAAGGCAGCUAUAAUCCUAUUUUCGAUUAUACCGAAAUACUUCUCACCCAUGCUCGUCUUCAGGUUUUUGCCGCAGAAUAUAAACUGCAGGAGCUGCGCGACAUCUGUCUCUUCAAGAUGUUGCAUCUCCUGCAUGCUUUUCCAAUAUGCCAAGAUCGGAUUGGGGAUAUUGUUCGGUUGUUUGACUUUGCCCUCCGCGCGGGCACUGGACGGUGCGAGAAUCUAAUCAGAAUGUUGUGUCAUUAUGCUACUCAGCACAUCCGAUUAUUUCUGCAUAACAGAGAGUUCGAGAUACUUCUGCAGGAACAGCCCACUUUGGGCAAACUUUUGCUUACUACAAGCGGUGGUGGUCCUUGA
Aspergillus versicolor CBS 583.65 is the source of this 756-nucleotide messenger RNA. RefSeq lists its product as uncharacterized. NCBI's taxonomy places the organism in Eukaryota, Fungi, Ascomycota, Eurotiomycetes, Eurotiales, Aspergillaceae. The coding region runs from base 1 to 756 and encodes 251 amino acids. The transcript is spliced from 2 exons. The record is from RefSeq and is a predicted model, not a curated record.